Rhizophagus irregularis DAOM 181602=DAOM 197198 is the source of this 1510-nucleotide messenger RNA. RefSeq lists its product as uncharacterized. Gene Ontology annotation, biological process: regulation of endocytosis; regulation of ARF protein signal transduction. Gene Ontology annotation, cellular component: Golgi membrane. NCBI's taxonomy places the organism in Eukaryota, Fungi, Glomeromycota, Glomeromycetes, Glomerales, Glomeraceae. Gene Ontology annotation, molecular function: GTPase activator activity. The record is from RefSeq and is a predicted model, not a curated record.
ACUGUCGUCGAAGUUUAAUAAAAUAAACCUCUACAAACUAAUAAUCUAAAAAAAUGGCAGCAGAAUACAAACAAGUAUUAUAUGAGAUACAAAGGCAAAAUGGAAAUAAAAAUUGUGUUGAUUGUGGAGCACCUAAUCCACAAUGGGCAUCGGUUUCUUUUGGAAUAUUUAUUUGUUUAGAAUGCUCUGGAGUUCAUAGGUCUUUUGGUGUUCAUGUUAGUUUUGUUCGCUCGAUAACCAUGGAUAAAUGGUAUGAUGAUCAAAUUAAAAAGAUGAAACUUGGAGGAAAUACUGAAUGGAGAGAAUUUUGUGAGGCAUCAUCAGAAUAUUAUCCUGAAAUGUCUUUAAAAGAUAAAUAUCAUAGUAAAUUUGCAACUGAAUAUCGUGAAAAGUUGACAGCAAAAUGUGAAGGGAGAAAAUGGACACCAUCUGCACAAAGUUCUGGGAAAAUGCCAAGUCGGCCAUCAUCAUCUAACAGUAAUCGAUCAUCAAAUCGGAAUAGUGUCGGUGCUGCUAGUGUACGACCAACAUCUUCAUAUCAAUCUAAUGGAUCUAGCGGAGAUUUAAGUAGCCUAAAUAAUAGUAACAGUUUUUCCUCUUCUGGUAAUAAAACAAAAAAUGAGGAAUAUUUUGCAAGUUUGGGAAGAGCAAAUGAAACACGAUCGGAUAAUUUGCCGCCAAAUCAGGGAGGAAAAUAUACAGGGUUUGGUAAUCCAGCAUUUGCAAAUGAAAAUACAUCAUCCUCAAGUGCUUCAGUACCAGAUUUAGAUGAAUUAAUGAAUGAUCCUGUUAAAGCCUUCACAAAAGGAUUAAAUUUCCUUGGCCAUCAUGUCGCAGAAGGAGCAAAAUUGGCAGCUCAAGGAGCUGAAACCUUAGGACAAACCGUUAAUGAACGUGUGAUUAAACCUACAACAGAAAAAGUAAGAGAUCCUGAAUUCACUUCACAGGUUGCAGGUUAUGGAGCCUGGAUUGGUAAAACCGUUAGUGAAACUGCCUCAAGAGGUAUCUCCACUAUAUCGAGCAUUUCUUCAAAUCAAUCCUCAUUUUCAGCUAGGCAAAAUUAUUCUCCUAUAUCAGAUAAUUCUUCUUAUAACGAUCGUUCUUCUUAUAAUAAUGAUAAUGAUAAUGGAGAUAAUGAUUUUUUUGCAGAUACUAUUAAUCAUUAUCAGCAAAGAAAUUCUCCUUCUGGUAGUGGAAGAAAUUCUCCUUUUAAUAAUAACAAUAAUACAAGAACUUCUUCGCCUAAAGUUUCUUCGUCUGGUUCUAUCACAACUAGAAGAAGAAAUGAAGUAAUUAAGAAAGAUAAUGUUUGGGAUGAUGAAUGGAAUAGUUGGUAAUCAAUGUUUUAAUAAUAAUAUUAGGAAUUAUUCAUUCGUUUCUUUAUUUUUGAAAAAAGUUUUAAGGGAUAAGCAGUAUUUAUUUGGUAAGGCAAGAGUUUAAAUGGAAUAUUAUCGUAGAUGUUUUUAUUUGUAUUUGUAUUAGAUAUAUGGAAUUUAUUUUGAAGAAAAAC